GUGACACCGUCGAUUCUCCUCUAUGCAUGACCUGAUGUUUAGAAAAUUAAUGCAUUCGAAAUUAUCUCUGUAUGAAUGUGGGAUAUUUGUUAAGUGUGAAAUUAGUGGGUCCAAUUUUGCGAAGAGUUUUUAAUAUAUAGUGACAAGAUAACGAAACAGAAAAGUAGGAUAUAUGUUCGGAUGUACCGUGAAAAUAUUAUUGCGUGGAGUUGUAGAGCAUGGCAGCUGAUUCUGGAGGUAUUAACGAACCUUUACAAUUGGAACCUUUUAUUCAUCAAGUUGGUGGUCAUUCUUCUAUGCUUCAGUUGGAUGAGGAUACCAUUUGCAAACCUUUGAUUCCACAAGAACUAAAUUUUUAUAAAACUGCACCUGAUAAAUUAAAAGAAUUCUUAGCUGAAUACAGAGGUGUGAUAGAGGUUACAUUUUCAGAAGCUGUGGAUGGUUAUUUAGAUUUAGUGGCUUAUAUGCCAUCUACAUACAAAACUUCACCCAAAAGACAAGGCUCUCGUCACAAUUCACUUGCAGAAAAUGAGCAUAAAACUAAACAUAGAAUCCGUUUAUGCCAGUCUGGGAAUAUUCAAAUUGAGAGUGUUGAAGCAAAAAAAGCUAAAGAAGAAAGCAAUAUUGAACAGGGUCAAAAUGGAAAAUUGUUUAAUCCUUGGGUAAUCCACUGCCAUCAAGAGCAAAUGAAAAAAUUGUGGAAAUCAUCAUCUACUAUAAGUCAAAAAUAUAUAUUACUUGAAAACCGAGUUUCAAAAUUUGAAUUUCCCUGCAUUUUGGAUAUAAAGAUGGGAACAAGACAAUAUGGAGACACUGCUUCACUUGCUAAAAGAACCUCACACACGGCAAAGGCAGCUGCUUCAACAUCAGCUAUUCUUGGAAUAAGAAUAUCUGGAAUGCAGGUAUAUCAUCAAGAAUCUGGUCGUUAUACAUGCCAUAACAAGUAUUAUGGGCGCAGUUUAACUGUAGAUGGAUUUCACCAAGCUCUCUACAACUUUUUAUAUGACGGCACAAAGGUACGUCAGUGUGUUAUAUCUGCACUUCUUGAAAAGUUACACAAAUUAUAUUCUGUGGUCCAAAGCUUGAAUACAUUCCGUUUUUUCACUAGCUCCCUACUGAUAAUAUAUGAUGGCAAUUCAGAGCAUUAUAUAAGAAAUAAUAAAAAUGCUUGCGGGGAGCAAAGUAUAACUUUACAACUAUCUGAUAAUGGUAAUAUUGCAGAUAAACAAAAAGAAACUAAAGAAUCUCAAUCUAAAUGUUGUGAUAAAGGUUCAGCUUCUAGUGAUACAACUUUGUGUAUAAAUCAUAAAAUUGGCAAAUCUAUAGAGAAGGCAGAAUGUGAAGAAUCUCUUCCUGUUGUAGAUCUGUGUAUGAUUGAUUUUGCACAUUCAACUCAUAGUAAGAUGCCUAAUCCUCCAGUGACUCAUGAAGGCCCAGAUGAAGGUUACUUAUUUGGUUUAGAAAAUCUUAUAGCUCAUUUAAAAGAGAUUCAGCGAACAGAGAAAUAAAUUUCUAUUUAUAUACAAUUUUUUUUUAUUUCUGUUAUAGCGAAAAACCAGAAGUUGUUUUCUAGACAUGUUACUCGGCAUUUAUAUAUCUUAAUGAUUUAAGGAUGUACUGUAAUUCUCUCAUUAUUCUUCCAAGGGCUCAAGAACUGAACAAAUUUGUAUGUGUCCUCGAUUCUUAAGCCUUUAUUGAACUUUAUUGAAAUAAACAUCCUUACCUAAUUAUUCUAAUAGAAAUUUUGAAAAUUACAUUGUUAAUCAUGUGUGCAAUUUUGAAUUUAUAUGGUCACAAGUCACAAUACAUCUUGAAAAAUUUGAGUACAAAAGAAGAAAAUUAUGUAUUACAGUUAAAUAUAUUUUUCAAGUUGAUCAGUAUGCUCUAAGUAAAAUGUUUAAAAGUAUGAGCUUUUCUGUUAAUGGUGCACCAUUUUAGCUGCAGACAUAAACAUUGGUGCAAAAUUUAACUAUAGCAUCCUUAUUAAUACAUAAAGCUUCAUGGCAAAAAGAAACUAGAAAAUGUGCUGCUUAUAUAUUAUUUCACAUUUUAUGAAAUUGUUGGCAACCAACACAAUUUAGUUCCAGUUAUAGAUAAGCAUGA
Stegodyphus dumicola is the source of this 2103-nucleotide messenger RNA. Its product is annotated as inositol hexakisphosphate kinase 1-like. Gene Ontology annotation, molecular function: inositol hexakisphosphate kinase activity. The record is from RefSeq and is a predicted model, not a curated record. Gene Ontology annotation, biological process: phosphatidylinositol phosphate biosynthetic process; inositol phosphate biosynthetic process. Gene Ontology annotation, cellular component: nucleus; cytoplasm. NCBI's taxonomy places the organism in Eukaryota, Metazoa, Arthropoda, Arachnida, Araneae, Eresidae.